Messenger RNA from Scleropages formosus (Asian bonytongue), 2658 nucleotides. RefSeq names its product BTB/POZ domain-containing protein KCTD8-like. The record is from RefSeq and is a predicted model, not a curated record. The transcript has 2 exons. Bases 303 to 1631 code for a protein of 442 amino acids. Lineage: Eukaryota; Metazoa; Chordata; Actinopteri; Osteoglossiformes; Osteoglossidae. Gene Ontology annotation, cellular component: signaling receptor complex. Gene Ontology annotation, molecular function: protein binding. Gene Ontology annotation, biological process: protein homooligomerization; regulation of G protein-coupled receptor signaling pathway.
GCAGAUUUUUUCUCAUUCUACUUGACGCCGCUGCUCCGCUCGCUGACUGGCAGUGUGGCUGCAGCACCGGGGACCACCAUCUCCCUCGCUGUCCUCCUCCUGCUCCCUCUCGCUCAUCUCCUCCAGCAGGGAUGUAGUGCUCCUCCUCAACUUGAACAUGCUUGGGCCACCUGUGCUUCUCCGGCAGACCUGGUUUUCCUUCGACUUUGUGUGAUUUCUUCUUUUUGCUCUUCCCGUGGGACACUAUUGACUCUGCUUUUCCAUCUUUUGCGAUUUAUUAUUUUUCGGGUGGGUGGGAGGCCAUGGCCCUGAGGGAGAACGUCUUGCCCAUCAGUGAAGUGUCCAGCCCGUUUCCCGAGGUGGUGGAACUCAACGUGGGGGGUCAGGUGUACGUGACCAAGCACUCCACGUUGAUCAGCGUUCCAGACACCACGCUUCAUGCCAUGUUUUCCCGGCGGCCGCUCCGGGACCUGCCCCGCGACAGUCGCGGCCGCUUCUUCAUCGACCGCGAUGGCUUCCUCUUCCGCUACGUGCUGGACUUCCUGCGAGACCGCCAGCUGGUGCUGCCCGACCACUUUCCCGAGAAGGAGCGGCUGCAGCGCGAGGCUGAGCACUUCCAGUUGGCCGAGCUGCUCCGGUUGCUGGCGCCACGUGUCGCCAAGCAGGGAUCGCUCAAUGACGAGGGCUGCCAGAGUGACAUCGAGGAGAGCUCGCAGGGUAGUGACCUGGUCCGUGCGACGACUGUGACCACGGGUGGGUCGGAAAAGCGCUCAGGUUUCAUUACCAUUGGGUACCGUGGUUCCUACACCACCGUCCGCGACAACCAGGCCGAUGCCAAGUUCCGCCGUGUAGCCCGCAUCAUGGUGUGCGGCCGCAUCGCCCUUGCCAAGGAGGUCUUCGGAGACACGCUCAACGAGAGUCGAGACCCCGAUCGGCCUCCUGAGAAAUACACUUCCCGCUUCUACCUGAAGUUCACCUACCUAGAGCAGGCCUUUGACCGCCUCUCGGAGGCUGGCUUCCACAUGGUUGCCUGCAACUCCACCGGUACGGCAGCUUUCAUCAACCAGUACAGGGACGAUAAAAUCUGGAGCAGCUACACCGAGUACAUCUUCUUCAGACCAGCUACCAGGAUGGUAUCCCCCAAGCAGGAGUGUGAGGAGCACAAGCAGGAAAAGCUGCCAGACAAGGGGAGCGAGAGUGGCACGUCCCUGAAUGAGCUGUCCACCUCAAGCUCGGAGACGCACUCGGAGGCCACCUCGCCCCAGGAUGGCCCUACGGAUGGAGGAGGGGUGCUGGCUUCCACAGGCGGCCUACAGCCUGCCUCCCGACAGCCCAGCACUCUCACCCUGGGCCGGCCCUCCAAGAAGGCCACCGUGCAGUGGAUGCAGCUCCCCGACAAGCGACGUAACAGCGAGCUCUUCCAGUCUCUGAUGGGGGGUGGCGGCUGCUGCGGCGGGGGGCCUCGUGAGGGCAGCGGCGGCCUUAGCCGGCGGAAGCUGACGGAGAAAUUGAGCGUUGAGGAGGAGAUGCAACGCUGCAUUGAGGACUUCCAGAAGAUCAAAAUCCCGCAUGCAUUUCCGGAGCGAAAGCGCCAGUGGCAGUCCGAACUGCUUCAGAAGUACGGCCUGUAGACCUCCCUUCUCUUCCUCCUCCUCCUCCUCUUUAUCCUCUCCCUUCCCCUCCAGAAUCUCUGUGCUAGUUGUACACUUCAUAGAAGCGAUCUGGACAGUUUGCCCUGUAUCCUGACCUGUAGGAAGGUCACUAUUAUUGCCCCCCUCAACAUCCCACUGGCACUUUUGAACUUUCAUGACAAUCAGAGGGUUAUUCAGUGAAAUUGCAAAAAGAAAAGGCCUGCAUCUCCUGCCACUGGGAGCACAACCCUUCAUCAAAACAGAUCCCAAACACUAGAAAAUGUUGGACCUCCAGGUUGGAUUUCACACGGCAGUUGCUCAGGCAGUGAGACCCCAAUAGGCGACAUGCACGUGUGUUUCUGAAGAUUGCACCAUGAUAACAUAUCGUUACGGUUGCAUGAGCCAAAAGAAAAAGCAGUAAAAAUUUCUUUACGCUGAUGGCUUAAGACGUUUAUCUAGGACAGGAAAUGUGAGGGGUAAACGGCAUAAAUAAUUGAAUUACAGCUUAUUUCUGGAUCGCCUGUACAAGGAAACGCUUUUCAUAGUUCACGUGAGCCAGUGGGGAGCCCUUAUUUAUUAAGACUGUGCAUUUACACUGUCCAGUCCUGCACAAUGGCUACCGAUUACCUACAAUUUUUUUUUUUUUUAAUUUAUUAACUUGUUUUGUAAAUUAAUCAGUGCUGUAAUCUGUGUGUGAAUGACCAUAUUGACACAAUGUGAUCCAUAUUCUAUGUUUCAAGUGUUUUGAAUCCACACUGUUAGUUGGAAUUGCCAGUUUAUAUUAAACCACGGAAAGUACUGAGCAACAGAUUUCUUUCAUGAGUAAGCGGAUGAAUUAUUGUAAAAAGCUAGCCUAAUGAGGUGCGGAAACAUGUGGCGAUAUCUUCAUGAAACUUAAACUUCACAAGGUGCUCUAAGUGUUCGAAGAAACAUAGUGUUAUGAUGUGCUCUUCAUGGCAAUUUUUUCUGCAAAGUUGGCUGCAGAAAAAUAAAACCAUUAUUUUCUAUGUUAUCCCCAUUGCUGACU